Mucor mucedo is the source of this 1050-nucleotide messenger RNA. RefSeq names its product cytosolic Fe-S cluster assembly factor NBP35. The record is from RefSeq and is a predicted model, not a curated record. Gene Ontology annotation, cellular component: cytosol. The transcript is spliced from 4 exons. NCBI's taxonomy places the organism in Eukaryota, Fungi, Mucoromycota, Mucoromycetes, Mucorales, Mucoraceae. Gene Ontology annotation, biological process: iron-sulfur cluster assembly. Gene Ontology annotation, molecular function: 4 iron, 4 sulfur cluster binding; ATP-dependent FeS chaperone activity; ATP binding. The coding region runs from base 49 to 999 and encodes 316 amino acids.
UGUCAUUCUUUUUUUCUUCUUCUUCUGUUAACCAUACACAUACUUACAAUGUCAAAUUCAGCCAAAGAAGAGAUUCCUGAAGACGCUAAUGAGCACUGUCCCGGACCCGAAAGUGAAUUAGCCGGCAAGAAAGAUGCAUGCGAUGGCUGUCCUAACCAAACCAUUUGCGCCACAGCACCCAAGGGACCUGAUCCAGAUAUCUCAGUGAUUGCGGAACGUUUGUCAGGUAUUAAACACAAGAUUCUUGUGCUUUCUGGUAAAGGCGGAGUCGGUAAAUCGAGUUUUACUUCGCAAUUGGCAUGGGCAUUAUCGAGUGAUGAGGAUGUGCAGGUGGGUGUAAUGGAUAUUGAUAUUUGUGGACCUUCUAUCCCUACGAUUAUGGGUGUGGUGGAUGAACAAAUUCAUCAGAGUAACAGUGGAUGGCAACCCGUAUAUGUCCAGGAUAACUUGGGUGUGAUGUCUAUUGGUUUCAUGUUACCAGAUAAAGAUGAUGCUGUGAUUUGGAGAGGACCUAAAAAGAAUGGACUGAUCAAACAGUUUUUGCGGGAUGUGGAUUGGGGAAAUCUGGAUUUUUUGUUAGUGGAUACACCACCUGGAACUUCGGAUGAACAUCUUUCAUUGGCCUCAUUCUUGAAGGAAUCUGGUAUCGAUGGCGCAGUGAUUAUCACUACACCACAAGAAGUAGCACUUCAAGAUGUACGUAAAGAAAUCGAUUUUUGUAGAAAGGCAAAGAUCAAGAUUUUGGGUUUGGUGGAAAAUAUGUCUGGAUUUGUUUGCCCUAAUUGCCACGGUGAAUCUGUCAUUUUCCCUCCUACUACAGGUGGUGCAGAGGCAUUAGCCAAGGAAUUUGGCAUUGCCUUGUUGGGAAGAAUCCCUUUGGAUCCUCGUGUAGCCAAGAGUUGUGAUAUGGGUGUCUCCUUUUUAGACGAGUAUCCUGGUUCCCCUGCCUGUGUUGCCUAUGAAGAUAUCAUUGACAAACUGAGAGAUAUUGUGGAAUAAAAUACAAAAAAUGCCUGUGUGUGUGCGGUGUGUGUGUGUGUGUGUGUGUGU